GAUUUUUUGGUUGGUGGUGGUGCGAUCGGGGGCCGCGGCAAUCUAACGGCUUGCUCGUUUUUUUCUCUCGUUCUUUCUCGUGCUCUGACUGCACUGACUCAACCACAAAAACCUACUCUUCUCCUGCCAACACCCACCCCCCGAAAGCCAACCCAUUCUAUCCAGCAAGCAAGCAAGCAUCGUGUCUUUCUAAGCUUUUUGCUUCCACUAUCCACUCCCUCAAUCCAAGAGAUCCCUCUCGAGCGCACUCAUCUCACUCUUAACGGCACACAUUCACCACCUCCGCCACAAUGCUCCGGUCACCCGCCCGGGCGUCGAUUCGAUGCCUCUCACGAAGCCAGAUUGUAAGGUCUGCUACGGCCAACACCACAAAGUUCUUCCAGACUUCCACUGCACCGGCAGCUAUUUCGCCGUACAACAGACCAGCUGGCGCUGCUGAGCUCCCAAAGCGCACCCGGAAACAAUCGACAGCCACUGCUCCCGCUACAAGACCUAUUCCUUCACCGGCCUUCAAUGCUAUCCCCGAUACACCGGCGGCCACGCAUAAUGUCCACCCUUUGCGGGGGAGCAAGCAGCCCGAGAUGGAUGACUCUAUGGUGGGAAUGUCGGGUGGUGAAAUCUUCCACGAGAUGAUGCUGCGGCAUAACGUGAAACACAUCUUUGGUUACCCUGGUGGAGCCAUCUUGCCUGUGUUCGACGCCAUCUACAACUCCAAGCACUUCGAGUUCAUCCUGCCCCGACACGAGCAGGGUGCUGGACACAUGGCGGAGGGCUAUGCUCGUGCGUCUGGAAAGCCCGGUGUCGUCCUUGUGACAUCCGGCCCGGGUGCUACUAACGUUAUCACCCCCCUCCAGGAUGCACUCAGCGACGGAACACCGCUUGUCGUCUUCUGCGGGCAGGUCCCGACCACGGCGAUUGGUACCGACGCUUUCCAGGAGGCUGAUGUUAUCGGUAUCUCGCGUGCGUGCACCAAGUGGAACGUCAUGGUCAAGAAUGUUGCCGAGCUUCCUCGGCGUAUCAACGAGGCGUUCGAGAUCGCCACUUCCGGACGACCCGGUCCUGUCCUCGUCGAUCUGCCCAAGGAUGUCACUGCUGCCAUCCUGAGACAACCCAUCCCCUUAGCCUCCAACCUGCCUGCCAACCCCUCCGCCGCUUCCGUCGCCGCGCGCGCCUUGAACAAGGAGCACUUGGACGCUACCAUCAAGAAGGUUGCGGAUCUCCUCGCUGUCGCCAAGAAGCCCGUGAUCUACGCCGGCCAGGGUAUCCUCCAGAAGCCUGAGGGCCCUGCCCUGCUUCGCGAGUUGGCGGACAAGUGUAAGAUUCCUGUCACGACCACUUUGCAGGGACUCGGUGCCUACGAUGAGCUCGAGGAGAAGUCCCUGCACAUGUUGGGUAUGCACGGAUCUGCCUACGCCAACUUGGCUAUGCAGGAGUCGGAUUUGAUUCUCGCUCUCGGUGCCCGUUUCGAUGACCGUGUCACUGGAAACAUCGCCAAGUUCGCACCCCAGGCUAAGGCUGCCGCCGCUGAGGGACGUGGUGGUAUCAUCCACUUCGAGAUCAUGCCCAAGAACAUCAACAAGGUUGUCCAAGCCACCGAGGCCGUUGAGGGUGAUGUCGCCGACAACCUCGCCCUUUUGAUCCCCCAGCUCAAGGCCGUCGAUAGCCGACAGGAAUGGUUCGCCCAGAUCGCCGACUGGAAGAAGCGCUACCCUUUCGAGUUCGAGCGUGAGACUCCCGGAGGACCGAUCAAGCCUCAGACCGUCAUCCAGGAGAUCUCGAAACAGACCGCCAGCUUCAAGAAGGACGUCAUCAUCACCACCGGUGUCGGUCAGCACCAGAUGUGGACUGCCCAGCACUUCCGCUGGAGACACCCGCGGUCGAUGGUCACCUCUGGUGGUCUGGGAACCAUGGGCUUCGGUCUCCCCUCUGCCAUCGGUGCCAAGAUCGCCCGCCCCGACGCUAUCGUGAUCGACAUUGACGGCGAUGCCUCGUUCAACAUGUCGUUGCAGGAGUUGUCAACGGCCUCCCAGUUCAACAUUGGUGUCAAGAUCUUGGUUCUGAACAACGAGGAGCAGGGAAUGGUCACUCAGUGGCAGAACUUGUUCUACGAGAACCGAUUCUCGUGGACCCAUCAGUCCAACCCCGACUUUGUCAAGCUGGCCGAUGCUAUGCACAUGACUGGUAUGCGGUGUGACAAGCUGGAGGAGCUGCCCGCCACCAUCAAGAAGUGGCUCGAGACCGACGGCCCCGUGCUGUUGGAGGUUGUCGUUGACAAGAAGGUGCCCGUCCUGCCUAUGGUGCCCGCCGGCAAGGCUCUGCACGAGUUCCUGGUGUACGACCCCGACACUGAGGUUUUGCGGAAAAAUGCUUUGAAGCUGCGGUACCCCGAUGGAAAAUACCACGAGGCCCCUAAGUCUGACUGAUUGAUCUGAUUGGGCUCUGGAUAUGUUGUCGUUUUCCUAUCGAAAAGUACUAUCGUCGUCUGCAUACCAUUUUCUGUACAAACAUUUCUAUUUUCUUCCUUUUUUUUCUUUCACUUUACUACAGCGAUUUGGGAUUUGGUUUCGGGAUUGAUGUUAUGCUGCUUG
Messenger RNA from Tricharina praecox, 2588 nucleotides. RefSeq names its product thiamine diphosphate-binding protein. Gene Ontology annotation, cellular component: mitochondrion; acetolactate synthase complex. The record is from RefSeq and is a predicted model, not a curated record. Lineage: Eukaryota; Fungi; Ascomycota; Pezizomycetes; Pezizales; Pyronemataceae. Gene Ontology annotation, biological process: L-valine biosynthetic process. The coding region runs from base 291 to 2423 and encodes 710 amino acids. Gene Ontology annotation, molecular function: acetolactate synthase activity; magnesium ion binding; thiamine pyrophosphate binding. The transcript has 5 exons.